AUGAAGCUUGCAAUGAUCCUCUCCAUCGUGGCCGCAGUGGCGGCGCUACCAGCGGCGAAAGACGACCUUGCUGCUCAGGCACCGUAUUCGAAGGCCGAUGGCCUCAAGUUCAACAUCGAUGGUGUCACAAAGUACUAUGCCGGCACCAACAGCUACUGGAUGCCCUUCCUCACCAACAACAACGAUAUCAAUGUUAUAAUGGGUCACUUGAAAUCCUCAGGGCAUAAGGUCCUUCGCGUCUGGGGCUUCAACGAUGUGACAUCUAUCCCCGGCUCAGGCACAGUUUACUUCCAGUCCUUCUCUGGUUCCACCGCAACCAUCAACACUGGCGCGAACGGCCUGCAGCGUCUCGAUGCCGUUGUCAAGGCAGCUGAGAACAAUGGCAUCAAGCUCAUCAUCAACUUCGUGAACAACUGGACCGAUUAUGGAGGCAUGGCAGCCUACUUCUCAGCCUGUGGCGUCAGUAGCAACGCCCAAUGGUACCAGUCCACCAAGUGCCAGGCCAUGUAUCAAGCCUACGUCAAGGCCGUCGUCUCACGCUACCGUACUUCCGCCGGUGUUUUCGCUUGGGAGCUCGCCAACGAACCCCGCUGCAACGGCUGCGCCACCUCAGUCUUGACGAAUUGGAUCCGCAACUCCUCCAACUACGUCCGCUCUCUCGAUUCCGACCACAUGGUCGCAAUUGGCGACGAGGGCUUUGGUCUCUCUGGUGAUGGCUCGUACCCCUACCAGUUUACCGAGGGUCUCGACUUUGCUGCCAAUCUCGCCCUUCCCAACAUCAACUUCGGUACGUUCCACUUGUAUCCCAAGUCUUGGGGCACCACAAACGACUGGGGUAAUGCAUGGAUUACUGCACACGCGGCGGCCUGCAAGAAGGCUAAUAAGCCUUGCUUGCUGGAAGAGUAUGGUGUCGAUACUGCUUCUGAUCACUGCCCGGUUGAGAGCCAGUGGCAGACCACAGCUCUGGGCUUGAAGAACGAUGGACUGGCUGCGGAUUUAUUUUGGCAGCUGGGCGACACUGUGCCUAGCACUGGGCAGCAGACGUCUAAUGAUGGAAAUACCAUCUACUACAACACUACGGAUUGGACGUGUCUGGUUACGGAUCACAUCAAGAAGAUUGGUUGA
Didymella exigua CBS 183.55 is the source of this 1125-nucleotide messenger RNA. Its product is annotated as glycoside hydrolase family 5 protein. Gene Ontology annotation, molecular function: hydrolase activity, hydrolyzing O-glycosyl compounds. The record is from RefSeq and is a predicted model, not a curated record. The transcript is spliced from 2 exons. NCBI's taxonomy places the organism in Eukaryota, Fungi, Ascomycota, Dothideomycetes, Pleosporales, Didymellaceae. Bases 1 to 1125 code for a protein of 374 amino acids.